ACACGCAAAUUAUUUUGCUCGUUGCGCGUACAACGGGAAUUUCAGAAAAGUGUCGCGUUACGGAUUUUGUAGAGAAGGCUACGCCUUAUUAUCCAAUCAGUGCAUAUAUCCUGAUCUCACAGGAGUAGCAUACAAUAAUAAAGCCAGUCUAUAGCCAACAGCCAUAAUAUACUCACUCCCUCAUCGUACAGAGCCAAUAAUAAUGCCCACACAGCAGAACAACAAAUUAUGGCGUCAGCGCAACAAUCGAAAAUUAAUUAUAGGCAUAUUUGGCUUUUGCCUCAGCCUAUUUGGCAUACUGUGCGGCAUGUUCUGGGAGGACAUAUUCAAUUGGAUCAUGCAAAAGGAAAUGACGCUGCGACCGGACUCACACGUCUUUGAGAACUGGAAGACGCCGCCCCUAGAGCUUAAGCUCGAUAUUUAUUUAUACAAUUGGACGAACGCCGAGGAUUUUGGAAAUGAGACCAGCAAACCCAUACUGGAGCAGUUGGGCCCUUAUCGUUUCAUCGAGAACCCAGAUAAGGUCAACAUUAGUUGGCAUCCAGCCAAUGCCUCAGUCACUUAUCGCAAGCGUAGCUUCUUCUACUUUGAUGAGGCGGGCAGUGUGGGAUCUCUGGAUGAUCAGAUUGUAACGCUCAAUGCUGUGGCUUUGUCCGCAGCUGCCAAGGCCAAGCAAUGGAACUCAGUGCGUCGGGGCAUGGUGAAUGUGGGCCUCCAGCUAUAUGGCCAGGAAAUAUAUGUGAUAAAAUCCGUCGAUGAGUUGCUCUUCACGGGCUACAAUGAUGCUAUGAUCGACAUGGCGCGUGCCAUGCCCAUUUUUGGGGAUGAAGUGCAGGUGCCUUUCGAUAAGUUCGGUUGGUUCUAUACGCGAAAUGGCAGCGCAGAUUUGACGGGCGUCUUCAAUGUCUAUACGGGUGCGGAUGAGUUCGCCAAGCUGGGUCAGAUGCAUACGUGGAACUAUAAGGAGCAUACGGGCUUCUUCGACUCCUAUUGUGGCAUGACGAAUGGCUCGGCCGGAGAGUUUCAGCCUCAAAACCUGCAAGUGGGUGGCAGUGUGGGACUCUUCACGCCCGAUAUGUGUCGCACGGUGCCUUUGGACUAUGUGGAAACGCUGGAAAUAGAGGGUGUGCAAGGCUAUAAAUAUGCCGGUGGACCACGAUCGGUGGAUAAUGGUACGGAAUAUCCUGAAAAUCUGUGCUUUUGCGGCGGCGAGUGCGUGCCUUCGGGUGUAAUGAACAUUACGUCGUGCCGCUUUGAUUCGCCCGUAUUUAUGUCGUAUCCGCAUUUUUACAAUGCCGAUCAAUACUAUUUGGAUCAGGUGGAGGGUUUGUCGCCCAAUCAGCGUGAUCACGAAUUCUACAUGGUGCUGGAACCACGCACGGGCAUCGCACUGGAGGUGGCGGCACGGUUUCAGGUGAACAUGCUUGUCGAUCCCAUCGACGGGCUCAGCAUGUAUGAGAACAUUCCGCGCACAUUCUUUCCGCUCAUUUGGUUCGAGCAGAAGGUGCGCAUUACGCCGGAACUGGCGGAUCAACUGAAGCUGCUGCCGAUGAUGUUGCUGGCCGGCCAAAUCUUUGCCGGCUUCUGCUUUGCCAUCGGCCUCAUUUUGAUGUGCUGGACACCGGUGCAGCAGUUGUGGUGCAAGAGCCGGCGAUACGAUCUGAAAACUCAGCGCAAGAGCAAUGGACAGUACAAGAGUCGUUCGCAAUUCUCCAGCGCCGAGGAACUAAAGUCCAAGGCCUCGACGCUGGUGUGUGAGAAGAGCGCCUGCGGUACACCGGACAACUCCCCACUACUGACGGGUAAUCGGAAGGCACAGAUAGUGCCAAAAUCGCAAACCGAUGAGAGUGUGGCCACAGUCUCGACGGCAAUAAGCGAGGACAUGAAGCAGGACUAACAGUCGGCCAGUCUCCUGCCAUUAGUUGUUAAAUAAGCGUUGAGUGCCGUCCUAGUUAGCCAUCUCGGACACCAUUGCCUUGACUUAGUCUUAGACAACCAGUGCCUAGUUAAAUGUAGUCCUAGUUUAUGUUUAUUGCAUACAGCUCCCAGUACCAUAUGCGAGUACUUUGUGUAUUUCAGUGCCAAAGAUUUAUAAGUUAGGGGUGCAACUGCGUAUACAAUGUAUUUUACGAAUACUCUCUUCACACACCAGCAGAUUUUAUUUUAGUUAUGUGAAUUGUUGACCAGAGAUUUAAUGAAUGUGUAUUUUCUAUAAGCUGUUUAAGGAACAUACAUAUUUGUAUGGAAUAAACAAACAAAAAUCGAAAUAAACAUUUUAUAAAAAA
Messenger RNA from Scaptodrosophila lebanonensis, 2285 nucleotides. It is a transcript of the gene santa-maria, whose product is annotated as protein peste. Gene Ontology annotation, molecular function: scavenger receptor activity. The transcript has 5 exons. The record is from RefSeq and is a predicted model, not a curated record. The coding region runs from base 203 to 1897 and encodes 564 amino acids. Gene Ontology annotation, cellular component: cytoplasm; membrane. NCBI's taxonomy places the organism in Eukaryota, Metazoa, Arthropoda, Insecta, Diptera, Drosophilidae.